AAUCAUUGCUGCGGCAAGUGAUCGAGAGAGCCUGAAACAUUUGAUUAGUGGGACUUGGACCGCUGCUCAAGGCAGUGCACAUGCACAAGGCGAGCGCGCGAGUGGAUUGUUCAGUGCACAAAGUAUAACAGUGUUGUUCUUAUAUCGGCGUCACGCUUGAUCAACGAGCUUAUCUGCGCGGAGCCUGCAAAUAGCCUUGUUUCGGAGAUCGAGAAUGAGGUUGUGCUUUGAGUCGACUCAUUUUUGUGCUACUCUCAUCCUUAUUUUGGGACUUGUCGGGCUAUCAUGGCAGACGGAAUAUUGCCGAAACCUCAGUGCGAUAGAGUCAAUGACGCAAACGGAGCUGAUACAAGAGCUUACGAACGAGUGCCGUUACGAUAAAAUGAUCCGGCCGCCAGGCGAGAUCAACGUGAAUGACCCAGUCAAGGUCUGGGCAAGGGCCUACAUCUACACAAUCAAAUCGAAUAUGGCCAAGACUUUGCAAUUUGCCGUACAACUGAUGCUGCAGUUUCGCUACGUGGACACGCGCUUAAGAUACAAAGAUAUCGCGCCGAAUCGGGACAAAAUCAUCGGUGGCAAGAAGAUACACGAUUGGAUCUGGACGCCUUCGGUUUACGUGGCCAACGAGCACAAUUCGGUUACCAUGGGGGAGAGCGUAAAAGAUCUGCUUUUGUCGAUCGAUUCCUCUGGUAUGGUCAUCUUAAACACUAGGCUUGAAGCUAAUUUGAACUGCGCCCUUCAUUUGGAAAAAUUUCCUUUUGAUGUACAAGAAUGUCCUCUUGUCUUCGAGAGCUGGACUUAUAAUCUCAAAGACAUGGUUUUGGAGUGGGAUGAAGCGCCGAUUAUAUUGGCCGAUGAGCUUCAUUUGACCGAGUACAAGCUCAUGGGUCAGUGGGUAAAUACUACCAAUGUUACCUACACAUCAGCCGAGCAGCACUAUGGACAUUUCGCUGGAAACUUCAGCUCUAUUAAGAUAACGUUCAAACUUGCUCGAGAAAUGGGAUUUUUCAUCAUGGACUAUUACAUACCGUCGAUACUAAUCGUGGUGUUAUCAUGGGUUUCUUUUUGGCUUCACAUGGACGCCAGUCCUCCGAGGAUCGUCUUAGGUACUAACACGGUACUAGCCUUCAUGACACUAGCUUCCAAAGUGGAAAAUUCAUUACCAAAAGUGUCUUAUAUAAAAGCCAGCGAAGUUUGGUUUUUGGGAUGCACCAUAUUUUUGUUUGCAGCUAUAAUCGAAUUUGCAUUCGUCAACACAAUUUACCGACGAAAAAAAAAUGUACCGCUGAAAAAAGUUAAUAGUAAAUAUAUUCUUAAAUCUACUCUCACGCCCAAACUUGCCAGGAAACAAUUCCAGAAAAAUACUGGAAUCGAAAGAUCAAGAUCAUGGUCGUCUUUGGAUAAUGUGAACGAAAAAGUUUACACAAGCCAAAACUACUUGACCAUACACAGCUUCCCUAGCACCAUCAAUGUACCAACUCUGAAGGUGGAGGAUGAAAAAGACUAUUCGGUCGGUAGCGCUGUAACGAUAGACAGUAAUCCGUCGCCGCCGCCUGCACCGGAGCCCAUUUUACGUCGUCGAGGGACUCUUGCGCAGCUCAAUACCUUUACGACCAUGACGCCGCAGGAAAUAGCUCAAUGGAUCGACAGACGAAGUCGUAUUCUUUUUCCAGUCGCUUUUCUUCUUUUUAACAUUCUUUAUUGGUCUUUUAUUUGGAUAUGAGCAACGUGACAAUAUCUCUCAAUGUCAUCAUGUCGUUUGCUCUCAAAAGUUUCAUCCCAAAUAUCAUCAACUUCGUUUGAACUUGGGUAAAAGCUGAAUUUAUAACUGUGCCACAAUUAAAUAGAACACAUUAAAAAGAGAUUUUUACAAUGAUCAACUUAUUUUCCUGUUUUAUUUUUACGAAAGCUUUUUUUAUCAUCUGAAAGAGAAAUUAAUAAAAUACCGUUACAUUCUAUUUCAAUAAGCUCGUUGACUUGGAAAUUUCCCCCUAUAAGGUGUGAGAUAGACACGUACACUAUGUUAUAACGCUAGUUGUUUAAACAAAAUAGUUUUUAGACAAUUAACUUAGUGCACAUCACUAACACGUUCGAUACUUUUAAUUCAGAGAACAAUGUCACACCUGUUUCAUGAAAAGUCAAUAUCUGCUUGUACAGUCUUGUAUUAGUGGUUUAAUUAGUUAGCGAGUAUAAUUGAACAUGUGUGAAAUGUAUUGAUAAUCGUUUUUAGCAAGUAUAGUAUAUAGAUUAGAUCAUGUAUAAUUAUAUGAAAUAAUUUUUGAAUCACGUUGUAUUAUGUAUAUUAAUAAUAUAUUUUUUAUUUAUAAGUAAAAGAUCACAAGUUUGGAAACAUAUACACGUUACUAUAAUUUUAAGGUUUUUUCUGAAGUAAAAAAAUUUUAUUGAAAAAGUAACUCACUAGAAAAAAAAACACGUGAACAAACCAUAAAAUUAACUCAA
Molecule: messenger RNA, 2460 nt
Organism: Trichogramma pretiosum
Lineage: Eukaryota; Metazoa; Arthropoda; Insecta; Hymenoptera; Trichogrammatidae
Gene: SecCl
Product: glycine receptor subunit alpha-2
Exons: 9
Coding region: 215-1723 (502 amino acids)
Biological process (GO): chemical synaptic transmission; nervous system process; chloride transmembrane transport
Cellular component (GO): membrane; synapse; neuron projection
Molecular function (GO): chloride channel activity; extracellular ligand-gated monoatomic ion channel activity; transmembrane signaling receptor activity
Source: RefSeq, a predicted model, not a curated record